Ascoidea rubescens DSM 1968 is the source of this 705-nucleotide messenger RNA. Its product is annotated as L domain-like protein. The transcript has 2 exons. Lineage: Eukaryota; Fungi; Ascomycota; Saccharomycetes; Ascoideales; Ascoideaceae. The record is from RefSeq and is a predicted model, not a curated record. The annotation marks the transcript as partial. Gene Ontology annotation, molecular function: protein binding.
AAUUUAAAGUAUUUUGGUAAUUUGAAACAGUUGAAUUUGAGUGAAAAUAUGAUAAAGAAGAUUGAAAAGUUGGAUGGGCUGGUUAGUUUGCAAGUGUUGGAUUUAUCAAACAAUGAAUUGAGCAAGAUUGAAAACUUGGGACGUUUAAUUAACCUUAAAUGGUUGAAUUUGUCACACAACGGAUUAAGGAAGAUUGAAAAAUUGAACGGGUUAAAUAAUUUGGAAAAAUUGAUAUUAUCACACAAUUCUAAAUUGACAGUUAUUGAAAAAAUUGAAAAUUUGGAUGAAUUGGUGAAUUUGAAAACAGUUCGGUUGGAUCGCAAUAAAAUCUUCAAGUUGGAUAAAUUGGAUAAAUUGAGAAAUCUAGAAGAGUUGAUGAUUGGGGAAAAUCAAAUCACCAGGCUUGAGAAUUUGGACAAGUUGAACAAUUUAAAGCGUCUAUCGGUAUCUGGAAACAGGGUUUUAAGAAUUGAAAAUUUGAAGCAGUUAAUUAAUCUUGUGGAACUUUAUAUGGUGAAUUGUGAAAUUACUAGGAUUGAAAAGUUGGAUGAGUUGAAGAAUUUGAAGAAGUUGCUGAUGUCAAACAAUAAAAUGAACAAAAUUGAGAAUCUAAGCCAUUUGAAACAGUUGACCUCGUUGGAUUUGAUGAACAACAAGGUGAAUGGGAUUGAGAAUCUUGAGAAAUUGAGAAAUUUGGUUAAUUUG